AUGGCCCCCAAACCAACACCCAAACCCAAAGCAAAACCAUCCAAACGAUCCCCCCAUCCCACUCCAAGACAAGAAAAAGAAAAAGAAACAGAACCCCCCUGCGAAUUCACCCACCCCUGCACAACCUCCACCUCUCCCUCAGGCAACGCCAACGCCUCCGGCAAGGGCGGGACCCACCCCCGCAAACUAAUCUCCCACAUCUUCGGCCGCAACAAGACCGCCACGAAGCUCUUCCCGUCCCACGUCUGGGUCCACUACUGCCGCAAGCACUACCAGCGGGCGCGGUACCGGGCGCGCGCAUGGCCGUUUACGCAGUGCGAUCUGUUGCUUGAUAGUCUGGCGCGCAUGGAGGCUUGGGGCGGGGUAGAGAGUUUUGAGGUGGUGCUCAGGAGGAGGGAGGUUGUGAGGGUUUCUUCGUCCUCAUCCUCUUCUUCUUUGCAGCAGUCCGGUACUAAGGAGCGGGUGGGUGAGGGUGAGGGUGUGGAUGGGUUGGGUUUGAAGCGUGCAAGACGGAAUACGACCUCUGCUUCUACCUCUGCGUAUGUUUCUGGGGAUGAUGAGGAGGAGCAUGGAGAUGCAGAGGAGGAAGAGUCAUCAGACGAUGGAAGGAAAAGAAGACAGAGACGCAAGCCGCGGAUCAAAGCGUGUCCUGUUCCCGAGUGGUUGCGCGCCGAGACAGGGCCUGGGAAGUCGUUUGCUGAGAUCCGGGCCAUUGUUGAGCGGAUUCGUGCGGAUCUGACGGAGCAGCAUCAGCGUUGCCAGAUGCAAAAGACAAACACCAAAAGUCAAGAGCAGGUGUUGUUUCCCGAUAUUGAGAUUCUGCCGACGUUUCGGGAGUGGGUUUUAGAGCAGGCUAAUGAGGAUGGGGAGGGCACAAGAAAGAUGUCAAGGGUGAGUAGGAAGGGAGCGGUGCAAAAGGCACAAAGGUGA
Messenger RNA from Aspergillus pseudoviridinutans, 930 nucleotides. Its product is annotated as putative pathogenicity factor. The record is from RefSeq and is a predicted model, not a curated record. Bases 1 to 930 code for a protein of 309 amino acids. The transcript has a single exon. NCBI's taxonomy places the organism in Eukaryota, Fungi, Ascomycota, Eurotiomycetes, Eurotiales, Aspergillaceae.